Messenger RNA from Echinostoma caproni, 360 nucleotides. The record is from the annotation of a GenBank genome assembly. Lineage: Eukaryota; Metazoa; Platyhelminthes; Trematoda; Plagiorchiida; Echinostomatidae.
GAUGAUGAUGAUGAUGAUGAUGAUGAUGAUGAUGAUGAUGAUGAUUAUGAUGAUUACGAUGAUGAUGGUGAUCAUUCGAAUGAUGACGAUGAUGAUGAUGAUGAUGAUGUUGAUGAUGAGGAUGAGUAUGAUGAUGAUUCGGUUGAUGAUGAUGAUGAUGACGAUGAUGAUGAAGAUGAUGAUGAUGGUGAUGAUGAUGAUGAUAUGAUGAUGAUGAUGAAUCGGAUAUAUGAUAAUGGUGAUGAUGAUUAUGAUUCGGAUAUUGAUGAUGAUGAUGAUGAUGAUGAUGAUGAUGAUGAUGAUGAGGAUGAUGAUGAUUCGGAUGAUGAUGAUUCGGAUGAUGAUGAUGAUUCGUUUUGA